UACUCUGCUGCGGCUCCAUUAAAUAAACCCUAUCUUUCUGCCUUUCCACCAUCCUCUCCGGCCCAUUCUUUGCUAUAAUUUUUGUGAAUGUUGGGCGAUUCAUUGAUCUCUUCCUCUUUUUCUUCGAAGAAGAGGGAAACCCCCAUCGCUACCCCUUUCGCUUCCUGCAUGCAAGGCUGGCAUCAUCGCUGCCUAGGCCUCGACCCUUAGAUCUGAUUCAAUUACAUUGCUUUUCAGAUCUGCAGAUAUUCUUGUUUUUUUUUACGCCUAGGCCGAUGUCCUGUAAGCGUCCGCAGAAUACGGCGCCGAUGAGACGGGGGAUUCAUAAGGAGAAGCUCAUCGAGGAGAGGAAGGGUAAAGGAAAUGGGGCAAUCGAACGGUUUCUGAUCACGGUGACUGUGCCGGGUAGUGCCGGGAAGAUUCGAUUCGUGGUCAGGGAGAAGGAGCUUGUUGAAGUGGUUAUUAGUAUGGUGCUCAAGUCUUACGCGCGAGAGGGUCGGCUGCCAAUUCUUGGAUCUGAUUUUAAUGAUUUCGUUCUUUACAGUGCGAAUGACGGCUCUGAGGCUCUGUGUCCGUGGGAGCCUAUCGGCUGCAGCGAGAAUAGGAAUUUCUUAUUGUGCAAAAAGCAGGGUUUGGCUGGUGUAGAAAGGUCGCAUAUGCCUGUAAAUACAAGGGAGGCUGGAAAUAAAGGAAAGCUUGGUUGGAAGGCUUGGCUCAAUAAGUCUCUUAGCUUCAGAAUCUCUCCUCGCUGAGCCAUUCUUUAUUUGCCAGCAAUGUUGGAUUGCUUGAUUAUGCUUUGUUUGUGAGAUUCAAGGAUGAGUUUUAAUUCUUGUUCUUAUGAGCUUCAUGUUGUAUUUCAUUCAAAAUAUCCGGGAUCGGAUUUCUGUAGUUUGCUUUAGUUUGUAUCAUUUUGUAUUCAAUUUUAAUAAUAUGGUGUUUAGGGUUGACAUCUA
This is a messenger RNA of Dendrobium catenatum, 953 nucleotides long. RefSeq lists its product as uncharacterized. The transcript is spliced from 2 exons. Bases 276 to 752 code for a protein of 158 amino acids. Lineage: Eukaryota; Viridiplantae; Streptophyta; Magnoliopsida; Asparagales; Orchidaceae. The record is from RefSeq and is a predicted model, not a curated record.